Messenger RNA from Quercus lobata, 799 nucleotides. Its product is annotated as zinc finger protein GIS2-like. Gene Ontology annotation, biological process: gibberellic acid mediated signaling pathway; trichome morphogenesis; trichome differentiation. The transcript is spliced from 2 exons. Gene Ontology annotation, molecular function: transcription cis-regulatory region binding; DNA-binding transcription factor activity. Gene Ontology annotation, cellular component: nucleus. The coding region runs from base 175 to 705 and encodes 176 amino acids. NCBI's taxonomy places the organism in Eukaryota, Viridiplantae, Streptophyta, Magnoliopsida, Fagales, Fagaceae. The record is from RefSeq and is a predicted model, not a curated record.
GUGUUUUUUUGGUGGAGCUUUUACUUUAUGGUGUAGUGCAAACUCAUGGAGCUUACAACAUAUGUGAUUGGGAUGUUGUAUCUUGAGCCUUGAGGGUGACACCAGUGAACCGAACUACUCAAGAAGCAAGCUGAGAGCUUGACUCCAAGUCCAACCAAAUUGUCAUCCACCAUUAUGUCUGAUAACGAUAAGAACCCAACUUCGAGACUGAAACUAUUCGGUUUUCCAUUAACAGAUCACCACCAAGAACUUCCAGACAAGACAGAAAACUUUGAAGAUCACAGAAAAUUCACUUGUCAAUUUUGUGAGAGAGCUUUUGCCAACUCCCAAGCGCUAGGGGGCCACCAAAAUGCACACAAGCGAGAGCGUCAAAGAGCUAGGCGUGCUCAGUUUCAGAGUGGCAGACGGUGCUCAAUUCUCAGCUCUCAAUCUGUGAGAUCAGCACCCUCCAUUUAUCCAAGAGGGUACAUCGCCAAUGGUACUAAUGCUGUACCUAUCUUCGACUUACAAGGACAUCCCAAUUGUAAUGGAUCGCGGCCGCUUUUAAUUUCAUCAUCAUUUGCUCGAUUUCCUUCUCGAUUUUUCGUGACGAAUUCCUUGCAACUUGCUGAUAAUGCUCAGUCUUUUGCUGAAUUCUCAGGUAAGUUGCCUGCAGAGGGGGAGGAAGGUGUUGAUCUCCAUCUAAAAUUGUCUCCUUCUGGUUGAGGAUAUAGUUAGAUUAGAUGGACCGUAUUGCUUGGAAUCUUAUACCUUUUGGGAACAUUUUAUUUUAAUUAGCAUAUUUGAAGUUUGAUUUUGA